This is a messenger RNA of Mercurialis annua (annual mercury), 709 nucleotides long. RefSeq names its product 21.7 kDa class VI heat shock protein. Lineage: Eukaryota; Viridiplantae; Streptophyta; Magnoliopsida; Malpighiales; Euphorbiaceae. The record is from RefSeq and is a predicted model, not a curated record. The transcript has 2 exons. The coding region runs from base 35 to 622 and encodes 195 amino acids.
AAUUCAAAAAUUCUCUCUUAUUUCUAAAACUACAAUGAGUUGCAGACAGCUUGAGGUUCAUACAGAAGAUCAAACACCACAGAAAUGGAGUGUUUCAUUAAAAGAAGAAGUGUUCAAAAGAUUUUUGGCUCAACCAAAUUCAAUUGUUCAUAAGAUAUUUGGUGAUGGAUCAUUAUUUAGUCCAUUAUUAUUUGGCAAAUAUUUUGAUCCUUCUGAUGCAUUUCCACUUUGGGAAUUUGAGUCUGAUGUUUUUUUGUGUAAUCUUAAGAGCUCCGGCAAGACUAGUGUUGAUUGGUUUCAGACAGAUGAUUUUUAUGUAUUGAAGGCAGAAUUACCAGGAUUUGGGAUAAACACAGUGCAAGUAUAUGCUGAAAAUGGAAAAAUAGUUGAAAUUAGUGGGCAAUGGAAGAAUCAACAAAAAGAAACAAAAGCAAAAGAUUGGAGAAGUGGGCAUUGGUGGGAAUUUGGAUAUGUGAGAAAGUUAGAGGUACCUGAAGAUGCUGAUUUCAACAAAAUUGAGGCAUUUCUUAAUAAUGAUCUAAUUUUUGAAUUAAGAAUUGCCAAGAACUAUUUGGAUUGUCAUAAGGAUCCCAAUAUAGCUAUAAAUUCUGAAUUAGUUUAAGUUUAGAUGAGAUUACUGAAAUAUACAAUUUAUAAUUUUAUGUUCAGUAAUUUGUUAGUUCUAAUUAAAUAAAAUCAUCUUGUAUAA